Molecule: messenger RNA, 471 nt
Organism: Alternaria burnsii
Lineage: Eukaryota; Fungi; Ascomycota; Dothideomycetes; Pleosporales; Pleosporaceae
Exons: 1
Coding region: 1-471 (156 amino acids)
Source: RefSeq, a predicted model, not a curated record
AUGGAAGUCGAAAGCAUAGUGGUAAUCUGCCUGAUCACACUCGUAAUCCUGAUCGUCCAAAUUGUAGUCACUCUCCGGUUGUUCUUGCACUUUCACACGGCUCACAAGAGAGACGAAGAGCAAGGUCUGCAAAUCCUGGAUACAAGAACUGGGUCUGGAUCUGCCCAUGAGGGUGCUGAACCACCACUUCGUCCUGAACCGGAAGCUCUUACAGUGCCUGGACCCGUAUAUCCUGCGAGCUCUAUAUAUAGUGUCCAAAGCAACAACAGCGACUUAUUUCCUGGCCCUGCAGAUCGCUCUCGCUCUCGUGCGCCGGAUUCAUGGGACGGCACGAGUGCUGCAGGCCGGAGAAGAGAUCUCAAAGAAUUUCAUAUUGGCUUAGAGUCCGAGUUUGGAGCCCCUCCUUACAAAACAGCCAGACGUACGAAGAAGCAAGAUAUUUUGAACGAAAUAUGGGCGAGGAAAGUAUGA